Molecule: messenger RNA, 1056 nt
Organism: Macroventuria anomochaeta
Lineage: Eukaryota; Fungi; Ascomycota; Dothideomycetes; Pleosporales; Didymellaceae
Exons: 2
Coding region: 1-1056 (351 amino acids)
Source: RefSeq, a predicted model, not a curated record
AUGGCUCGUCUCAGUGAAGAGUACUACCGUGCGAUUGCCUCCGUAUCGGUGCCCAAGCCGGCGCGCACCUCUGGUCGUCUUCGCGACAUCUUCAAGCCGCGUCGCAGCGACAGCUCCACAUCACCAAAGACUCUCACGAAGUCUCCACCUGCCGCUAUCGAGCCAGUCGGUGUCCUGCCGAGUGACCGUGAGUCGCUCCACGCUGUCGCUAAGGAGGCUUCUGAUAUGGAUGGUGGUGAGUUAAAGCCAUCAACUGGUGCCAAGGGCAGUGUGCCCAGUAGGGCCGGGGCUGUCGUUGCUGGGUUCAGCGGUGUGCAGGCCGCCGAAGAAGGCAUGAUGAAGAAGCCUAGCGCCAACGAUGAGACUGACGUGAAGGAAGAGGUCGGGAGCAUUGGUUCUCUGACUUCCUCCACACCCGUUCAAGAUGACACUUUUGCCAAGCACGAUACUCGUAGCCACCAGAAGUCGUUCGCGUUGAACAUCUUCGAUGACCAAGAUUCGCUGAGUGCCGGCAUACGCGAGUAUGUCGAGAGCAAGAUUGCCCAGGCCUUCUCCAAGCAUCGUUGUGGAUGUCCAGUCCGCUCGCCCAUUAAUUUCACCGUCAAGUUCGAGGUCGACAACCUUGGUAAUGUCUCUCGAUCUUCACCGUUCAAGACCAUUCCCCGCGGGGCCGACAUCCUCUUUGGUCACAAGACCAUGGGCCCCUUCACCAUUACCAACGGUCGCCUCGCUAUCAACUUUCAAAUCGGCAUCAUCGCACUGUACCUUCUUUUGCUGUUCUUCUCGGCUUUUACUGGUCCCAAGACCUUCCUUCUCACCGUUUGGCGCAUUAGCGUUGCCCUUCUCGCUUACGCGGUCAUCUGUAGUCUUUGCAACUGGAAGCUCUCGACCGGUUCGGACCUUCUGCUUGCGCCCAUCGUCCUUGUCGCUAUCGCCAUGCAAAAUCCGUGUUGCGACAUCCUCGACCAGUACGGCAUAUUUCGCGUAUACGUUGCCUCAAAUGUCAUACGCGACAUGAUCACUAAGGUGAGUCUUGUCUUCCAGCCUGUGGAGUAA